UAUGGAUUGUGCCGGCCACCAGAAGCUUCAAUAACCUUCAUCUGGAUGAAGACCAAAAUAGUUGACUUAAUAGUUGAUAACUGUAUUUUUCAUUACAAGCAACCGGUUAUGGUUGAAUCGAUGUAUUUCAACCUUCCCAUCGUCUUGCCAAAUUUCUAAGUUGACUUCCACUGCGUUUCUUGUUUAGUUGGAGAGGAAGACGAGGAGAAUUCAGAAAGAAUGGCAGUGGGGAACAAGGAAGAGGUGGUGGUGGAGGAAAUACUGAAAGCCCGAACGGAUAAGAGGCAGUACAGGAGGAUUGUCCUCCCGAACUCCCUCGAAGUUCUCCUCAUCAGCGAUCAUGAUACUGACAAGUGUGCUGCUUCCAUGGAUGUCAACGUUGGUGCUUUCAGCGACCCUGAUGGCCUGGAGGGCCUUGCCCAUUUCCUUGAGCAUAUGCUGUUUUAUGCGAGUGAAAAGUACCCUUCGGAGGAUAGUUACUCCAAGUACAUCAGCGAGCAUGGAGGACGAAGAAACGCUUAUACAGCUUCUGAGAACACGAACUAUUAUUUUGACAUUAAUUCCGAUGGUUUUGAAGAGGCUUUAGACAGAUUUGCUCAGUUCUUUAUUAACCCAUUGAUGUCGGCUGAUGCUACAAUGAGGGAAAUUAAAGCUGUUGAUUCUGAGAAUCAAAAUAACCUGUUGUCUGAUGGACGGAGACUAAAAUGGCUUCAGAAACAUCUAAGUUCUGCGGACCAUCCAUACCAUAAAUUUAGUACAGGGAAUUGGGAAACUUUGGACGUCCGGCCAAAGGCAAGAGGAUUGGAUACCAGAGAAGAGCUUAUUAAGUUCUAUAAACAAUAUUAUUCCGCUAACGUCAUGCAUCUUGUCAUUUAUGGAAAAGAAAACCUUGACAAACUUCAAGCCACAGUAGAGGACAAGUUCAAGGAUAUUCGAAACAUUGACCGCAACUGCCUUCGUUUUGGCGGCGAGCCAUGCACAUCAGAACAUUUACAGAUUCUUGUCAAAACUGUCCCAAUCAAAGAGGGUCAUAAGCUGAGAGUUGUGUGGCCAAUAACUCCGGAAAUUCACCAUUACAAGGAAGGGCCAUGUAGGUAUCUUAGUCAUCUCAUUCACCAUGAAGCAAAGGGAUCUUUGUAUGCGGUGUUGAAAACUUUGGGAUGGGCAACAGGUUUGUCUGCUGGGGAAUCAGUCGACUUGGAAUUUUCUUUCUUUAAAGUAGAUAUUGAUCUCACUGAUGCGGGUCAUGACCACAUACAAGACAUAGUAGGCUUGCUUUUCAAAUACAUUUCCCUCUUACAGCAGUGUGGCGUCUGCAAAUGGAUUUUGAUGAGCUUUCUGCUGUUUGCGAGACGAAGUUUCAUUAUCAGGACAAAAUUCAGCCUAUUAAUUAUGUGGUCAGCAUUUCGCCAAAUAUGCAGUCCGUACAUUAUUCAAAUGGUGCUGAGCAAGCUUUCUUCAGACAACGUCAGAAUUUUCUGGGAGUCAAAGAAAUUUGAAGGUCAUACUAACAUGUCUGAGCCAUGGUAUGGAACUGCUUAUUCCGUCGAGAGAAUUAAUGGCUCCAUGAUUCAGGAAUGGAUAUUAUCUUCCCCAAAUGAGAAUCUGCACUUACCAGCCCGUAAUGUGUUCAUUCCCACUGACUUUUCGCUUAAGAAUGAUCUUGAGAAGGCCAAAUAUCCAGUUCUGUUGAGAAAGUCCCCGUAUUCAACACUGUGGUACAAGCCUGAUACAAUGUUCUUUACUCCGAAGGCUUACGUUAAAAUUGCUUUCACUUGUCCCCACGCAAGUGCCUCCCCUGAAACAGAAGUCCUAACUAAUAUUUUUACUCGGUUGUGGAUGGAUUACUUGAAUGAACAUGCUUACUAUGCUCGUGUUGCUGGACUGUCUUAUGGAGUAAACCACACGGUUAGUGGGUUUCAGGUGACUCUCGUUGGCUAUAAUCACAAAUUGAGGAUUUUACUGGAAACUGUAGUUGAGAAGAUCGCAAGCUUUAAAGUGAAAUCUGAUAGGUUUGCCGUUAUCAAGGAAAUGGUCACAAAGCAGUACCAAAACUUGAAAUUUCAACAGCCUAAUCAGCAGGCUGGGAAAUACUGCUCAUUAAUUCUAAAGGAUCAUACUUUUCCAUGGACAGAAAAUCUUGAAGCUCUUCCUCACCUUCAAGUUGAAGAUCUUGCCAAGUUUGUUCCUCUAAUGCUCUCGAGGGCCUUCGUAGAGUGUUAUACAGCAGGAAACCUUGAAAGGAACGAAGCUGAGUCAAUGAUCGAACAUAUUGAAGAAGUCUUCUUUAAGGGCUCAAAACCUAUGUGCCAACCUUUAUUCCCAUCCCAGCAUUUAAUGAAUAGAGUCGUGAAGCUUGAAAGGGGCAAGAGCUAUUUUUACCCUGUGGAAGGCCUUAAUCCAAGUGACGAGAAUUCUGCCCUUCUCCACUAUAUUCAGGUUCAUCGGGAUGAUUUUAUGCUAAAUGUGAAACUUCAGCUGUUCGUUCGUAUGGCAGAGCAGGCUGCCUUCCACCAGCUGAGAUCUGUUGAGCAACUUGGUUACAUCACGUUCCUCCAGCCGAGGAAUGAUUCUGGUGUUCGUGGGGUGCAGUUUAUUAUACAAUCGAAAGUGAAGGAUCCAGCACAUACCGAUUUGAGAGUGGAGGAAUUCCUUAAGGGGUUCAAGACUAAACUUUAUGAGAUGCCAAAUGACGAAUUCAAGAGCAAUGUAAAUGCUUUGAUCGACAUGAAGCUUGAGAAGCACAGGAACUUAAGGGAAGAAGCUGGAUUUUAUUGGGGGGAGAUAUCUGUUGGGACCUUCAAGUUUGAUAGGAAAGAGUCUGAGAUUGCAGCACUGAGGCAGCUUACACAGCAAGAAAUGAUGGACUUUUUCAAUGAGCAUAUAAAGGUCGGUGCUCCUCAAAAGAGGUCAUUAAGCGUACGUGUGUACGGGAACUCACAUUCAUCCGAGUACAUGACAGAUAAAAGUUCACCGCUGCAACCUAGCAGCGUCAAAAUAGACGAUAUUUUAAGCUUCAGAAGCUCACAACCUCUUUAUGGUUCAUUCAAGGGAAACGAUGUGAAAUUGUAGAGAAUUGGGAGUUACAUAUCUGGAUUUGCAAAUGGAAUUUCUUCACUUCAACUUGGACAAAGUUGAAGAAUACCAAAAGCUUGCAGACAGAGAUUCGGCAGAAAGAACGUGUAAGAAGUUCAUCAACAAAUCAAGUCUAUUAGAUAAAAUGAUGUUUCUUACAGGGCAUUGAUAUCUCGAAUUCCAUUUUUCACAUACAUUGUUAAUUUGUUAUGUGAAGUUUCUCAUUCAGAAGGCGUUUGUUAUGCAAGUAAUAUUUUUAUAAGUGAAAGAUGAUAAAUUUGUUUAAAA
Molecule: messenger RNA, 3363 nt
Organism: Pyrus x bretschneideri (Chinese white pear)
Lineage: Eukaryota; Viridiplantae; Streptophyta; Magnoliopsida; Rosales; Rosaceae
Product: insulin-degrading enzyme-like 1, peroxisomal
Biological process (GO): peptide catabolic process
Cellular component (GO): mitochondrion; cytosol
Molecular function (GO): metalloendopeptidase activity; metal ion binding
Source: RefSeq, a predicted model, not a curated record